CUCUGGCAGGCGGCUGCCGGCGGCAGCGCAGGGGCCGGCGUUUCGCCCCUGCGAGCCGGCCGCGCUGCCGCACAGGCCUGGCGCCCUCCUCCGGCGGAGGCCGCGGCGGGCGGCCGGGACCCCGCUGCACCCAGGGCCGGCGGGGGGCGGAAGGAGGCGCGGCGGCAGAGGGCCCCUCCCCGCCGGGCGGGGGGGCGCGGCGGGGCGCUGCGGGAGCGGGCGGGCGGCGGGGCCUUAGGGGCGCCCGGCGGGGCGCCGCUCGGCAUGGCCCGCGCCCCACUCCUCCUCCUCCCCCUCCUGCUGCUGCUGCUGGGCUGCGCCCGGCGGGGCCCGCGGCCGGCGCGGUGCCAGGAGGGGCCGCAGACCGCCGACUGGAGGAUGACGCUGAAGACCAUCCGCAACGGCGUGCACAAGAUCGACGUGUACCUCAACGCGGCCCUCGACCUGCUGGGCGGCGAGGACGGCCUCUGUCAGUACAAGUGCAGCGACGGAUCAAAGCCCAUUCCUCGCUACGGAUAUAAACCUUCACCACCAAAUGGUUGUGGAUCCCCUUUAUUUGGAGUUCAGUUUGACGUCGGUAUCCCUUCGAUGACAAAGUGCUGCAAUCACCAUGACAGAUGCUAUGAUACUUGUGGCAAUAAAAAAAAUGAUUGUGAUGAGGAGUUUCAAUCCUGCCUCUCCAAAAUCUGCAGAGAUGUGCAGAAAACACUUGGAAUCUCAGAGAGUAUCCAGGCUUGUGAAUCAACUGUUCAGCUGUUGUUUGACACGGUUAUACACUUAGGAUGUAAACCAUACCUGGAUAGCCAGAGAGCUGCAUGUAUGUGUCAUUAUGAGGAUAAGACAGAUCUCUGAAAGAAGAUACCGAGAUCUCAUGACGUAGAAUAAAGUCAAAGACUCAGCUGGAACGAAGCAAGUGUUCGGUUGCAAAACUUUAUGCUUUUCAGACAGUAAUAUAUUAAACACUGACAUGAAUAUACUGAUUUGAAAGUCACUAUGAUAUUCUUCCUAAUGAAAAUAAAAAAGAAACAACUCUUCCUUCUCUUCCCCUUUACGCCAGAAGCUUGGAAACUGAAAUCAGUUUCCUUUGGUGUAUGUCAGCUCAGGGUAUGCUAUCGUAAAACACUAGUGCCAUUUCAGAGUUUUUAAGAAAACUCCAUAAUGGGGAAAUCAGAGGCGCAGAAGAGUUGUAUUUAGUUCUCAGCUGAUUUUCAAUAUAGGUCAAACUUUAGGUUUACUAACAGUCGAUGCAUCUGAUAGAUCCAGUGGGAAAGAGCAUUUUGUGUGCGUUAACAUGGCAUCGUAAAUAGCCUGGACUUUAAUGCUUUUGGUACAGUUGCCUUCAGUUCUCUCUGAUGUAUGCUGUCCCGUGGGAUUGUUCUUAAAAAACCAAAACCCCCCAAACCCUUAGCAAGGGUAUACACCUGCACUACAUAUUUCUACCUGGCUCUACACUAUCAACCGUACUUCUGCAGCACUUUUCAGGUCAAAUAUGUUGAUCCUUUCAAGGCCUGAACGUUAAAAUGAACAGUUUGCAACCUAAGGAUGUACUUUUGAUUUGACAAAACGGUGGAAUGUAGUUACUAUGUUAUUUUAAAAAUUAAUCAAAUGUUUAUUUUUUCAAAUAAAACAUUUUAUGUUGUGUAUUAUAUGCAUAGAAAGGAUAUAUUGUUCAAAUAAGGGGAUUUAUAUUUGUCUUGUGGCACAACUUCGUUACUGUAUUCAUCUUUGCUUUCAUUUAGUCCAUUCCGAUGAAAAGUAAGAGACAGUUCCACAGAUAGGGUCAGAAUGCCCAACAAACCUCUGUAUUUAAAAUGCUCUCUGUGAGGCUGACAUACUUGAGCCUGUAUUUCUGUCAUCUGUUCCCGUGACCUCUGUGAGGCUGAGAAACACCUGAGCCAGUGCUUCUGUCAUCUGUUCCCUCUCUGACUUCUCUAGCUGUGUCCUGGUUUCAGCUGGGAGAGAGUUAAUUUUCUUCCUAGCAGCUGGUACAUUCCUGUAUUUUGGAUUUAGGAUGAGAAUAAUGUCGAUAACACACUGAUGUUUGAGCAGCGCUUACACUAGUCAAGGACUCUUCAGCUUCUUUACUGCCCCGUCAGCGAGCGGGCUGGGGGUGCACAAGAAGCUGGGAGGGGACACAGCCAGGACAGCUGACCCCAACUGACCAAAGGGAUAUUCCGUGCCAUGUGAUGUCGUGCUGGACACAAAGUCCUGAGGGGAGUUGGCAGCGGGGCACAGACGCUGCUCAGGAACUGGCUGGGCAUCCUUCAGUGGGUGGUGACCAGUUGCACUGUGCAUCAUAUGUUCUGUAUAUUCCUUUACCAUUGUUAUUAUUUUCCCGUUCUUUCUGUCCUUUUAAAUUGUCUUUAUCUCGACCCAUGAGUUUUACCUUUUUGUCAGUUCUCUCCCCCCAUCCCACUGGGGGGCAGCGAGCGAGCCGCUGUGUGGUGGUUAGCUGCCUGCUGGGUUAAACCACAAGCUGAAAUCACCUGACAGCUGAAUUGUUUGGGGUUUGUUCUCUGUACUGAUCUUUCAUUGCUUAUGUCCAGUGGUCAGACCUUGGUCAACUUUUGCAUUACUUCCUCUGUCAAAGAUUUUGAUUUGCUCUCCUGGUGCCCUGAUUCUGCCUUAGAAAUCCACAGGAGGUGAGGACUGAAAAUCAAAAUAUUACAUCUUGUGAACAAGGAGUGGAAACCAGACUAAAAGCCUAAAAUUUGCCACACUCGUGGACUGUAAUGUGAUUUCUCCUCUGGAAGUACUUUUAUAUGUUUUUUUUCCACACCAGUUGUUUGUGGGUUUUUUUUUUUCAGUAGAGCUCACUGUACAUGCUGCUGAAUGAAAGUGACUCAUAGAAUAAAGUUCCUGCUAAAGUUC
Molecule: messenger RNA, 2871 nt
Organism: Phalacrocorax carbo (great cormorant)
Lineage: Eukaryota; Metazoa; Chordata; Aves; Suliformes; Phalacrocoracidae
Source: RefSeq, a predicted model, not a curated record